AUGAACAAUUUGGAACACGUGAAGCAUUACUAUCCAGACAACUACAAAUUGGAUUUAUCGGAAACUAUGAAGGCGGCAUUAACCAAAGGACCCGUUGGAGCGGGUGUGGCUGUUGGCGGUGUUGGUACUAACAGCACCAGCGUCUCUAGCGCCAUGGGCGUGCCCUCGCAUAACGAGUUGUUGCCACAAUCACCAAACCCAGGCGUUGGCUAUGUGACCGAGAAGCUGUAUAUGCUGCUGCAGCUGUAUUUGCAAAACAAAGGCUGGAAUCCUAGCGCAGAACUGCUGCAAUGCUUCAGCGAUCUGAAGGACAAUGCCAUGCUGCCUAGCGCUGCCUACUUGCAAGUGCUGGCCAAUCGCUUAACGCUGGACUCACAGGGCAGGCUUAUACUGCGUGAGAAUGGCAAGAUUGUGCUGCCCUUCGAGCACUUUGCCAAUGCUGUAAUGCUGAAGCAUAUGUCUGGACCGCAUGGCUUGCACUUGAGCGUUGAUGCCACAGUGCGUGCUGUCAUUGAAUCCUAUACUAUUGGGCGUGAGCAGUUUGGCAUGGAAAAGGAGUUUAUUAUUGAAGUGGUGCAGUCGUGUCCCAGUCCGGCCUGUCGUUAUUACAAGAAUCAUAUGGGCAUAUCGCCAAUGCCAUUUAUGGAGCAGCAAUAUCCGGGAGUCAAUACGCCAGAUUUCUUGCAGCGCUUAUCACAUUUGCCACCUAGUGCUGCUGCAGGCAGCGCCACAGCGGUGGCGACAGCUACUAGCGCUGGAAACAGUGGCGGCAACAAUGGGUCCGCUGUGGAGAUUGAUUUGUCCAAGUCGAGCGCCAGCAAAGUGCCACCGCAGCUGCAACACUUGACAAAGCAGCAACAAAAUAGCAUUCAAUCACAAUUAUCACAAAUCAGCGCAGUAGCUGCGCAUCAUCAGCAACAACAACAACAGCAUCAGCAGCAGCAACAACAGCAGCAGCAGCAGCAACAACAACAGCAAGCUCAAGCGCAGGCGCAGGCGAAGCAUCAGCAGCAACUAACUGCUGCUUUGAUACAACAACAAAAUCGUGUACUCGCUCAGCAAAGUCUGGAGAAGCUUAGCACUCUGAGCGCUUUGGAGAAGCAACGCGUGUUUGCCCAGUUGGAUCCCAAGCACUUUGAUCCCAUGGCUGUUGCUGCCGCAGCAGCCAAUUUGCAAAUUCAGGGCAUGAUGCAAUCUCAAUCAGUAGCCGCCGCUGUUGCCGCCAAUCAACAACAGUCAGCAUCGCUCUCCAACAAUGCGACAGCAACAGCGCUUAGCUCCAAUGUAAACACACAGCUACAUCAUGCUCAUCAUGCAUUGCCGCCGCCCUCGCAGUCACCAUCUUCAACAUCUUCGCAUUCCUCGCUGGAUAAGAAUAUAUCAGAGUCGCUGCGCACAAACUUGGACUCCAUUGAAUCAAAUAAAGAUCUUCUGGCGCUGCACAAUGGCGCCUGGGCCAGCCAUGAGGCGGCCAAUCGCAAUGAUCAGAUGGGCGUGGGUCAGGAUAAGAUUGUGCGCAUCUUCUCGGAGCUCAUGCGUAAUAUGUCGCGCAUGAAAACAUAUAUAAGGCCCAGCAUGUGCAAACCCUAUGGCAAGCAAAGCGAGAGCCUGCAAAAAACGCUAAUGGACACCAUACAAAUUGUGCAAACCUUGCGCAAUUGCUUGCCAGCUCCCCAUAUACCCGUUGCAUCCUGGAAAAGCGAAAGUGAGGGCAGUGUCAAUGCUGGCGUUGGUGUUGGCAUCCCACCGGGCAUGGGUCUCAGUGCACUUGGUCUACAAUCGGGCCAGUUGCAUUAGGUAAACCCAAAAUCCAAAAGAAUUCCAACCACCAAUUAUGGCAAGCUAUUUAACAAUUACAGUAUUCUAAUAUAGUUAUAAAACUUCGUAGGCUUGGCUCAUGGCUUUUUGUUAAGUUAUGUGCAACAUUUUCAACAAAAGACUUGAUUUUUCUUUUAAUGUUUGACUGAUCUAAUCAAUGGCAUUAACUUAAUCUGGCAUAUCGUACUUGCCACUUUAAGUUUGUUUUCAUUGUUACCAU
This is a messenger RNA of Drosophila busckii, 2038 nucleotides long. Its product is annotated as mastermind-like protein 2. The transcript is spliced from 4 exons. Bases 1 to 1797 code for a protein of 598 amino acids. The record is from RefSeq and is a predicted model, not a curated record. Lineage: Eukaryota; Metazoa; Arthropoda; Insecta; Diptera; Drosophilidae.